GUCUCCCGAAUUCGUAACCCAAGCCUCAAAUUUCCAAACCUCCUCCAGAAAAAAAAUGGCAAGUUCCUCCUUUAUUCUGCUCUUUCUUUCCCUUGUAUACAUGGGUUGUGAGGCCGGAUCUCCUGUGGCUGCAAGCUCUCACGCCUCCAAUUUCAUCAAGUCUUCAUGUAGUACCACUAAAUACCCAGCCCUCUGCAUCCAGUCCCUGGCUGCGUUCGCCCCUUCCAUCCAGCAGAGCCCACGGCAGCUGGCUCAGACAGCCCUGUCGGUGAGCCUGGACAGGGCGAGGGCCACACAGGCAUUCGUCUCCAAGAUGAGGAAAUUCAAGGGGCUCAAGAAGAGGGAAUACGAAGCAAUCAAAGAUUGCAUUGAAGAGAUGAGUGAAGGCGUGGACAGGCUGAGCAAGUCUGUGCAAGAGCUGAAGCACAUGGGGCAGGCCAAGGGUCAAGAUUUCUUGUGGCACAUCAGCAACGUGGAGACGUGGGUUAGUGCUGCACUGACCGAUGAGAACACUUGCUUUGAUGGGUUUGCGGGGAAGGGUUUGGAUGGCAAGGUUAAGGCCUCCAUUAGACGUCGUGUCAUCAAUGUCGCUCAGGUCACCAGCAAUGCUUUGUCUUUGGUUAACCAGUUCGCAUCCAAGCAGUAAACACCCGAGUUC
Molecule: messenger RNA, 658 nt
Organism: Hibiscus syriacus
Lineage: Eukaryota; Viridiplantae; Streptophyta; Magnoliopsida; Malvales; Malvaceae
Product: 21 kDa protein-like
Exons: 2
Coding region: 56-646 (196 amino acids)
Biological process (GO): negative regulation of catalytic activity
Molecular function (GO): enzyme inhibitor activity
Source: RefSeq, a predicted model, not a curated record